Molecule: messenger RNA, 1002 nt
Organism: Homo sapiens (human)
Lineage: Eukaryota; Metazoa; Chordata; Mammalia; Primates; Hominidae
Exons: 4
Coding region: 48-371 (107 amino acids)
Source: RefSeq, a predicted model, not a curated record
GAGGCGCUUGGAAACCACCGUCAAUUGGACCGCACUGGGAAACACAGAUGAACAAAGUCAACACCGCUUUGUCCUUCAGUGCCUGGCUCCUUUUUCAGCUCGUCUUGCGACUCCAGGUACUGGAGUCCAGGGAGGGGCAAAAGGCCUCUGAGGGAGUAUUACAGCCGCCUCAUCCACCAGAAGCAUUUCCAGCAGAUCCAGGUCUGCACCCCCUGACUGCAGGGCCAAGGACUACCCCCGCUUCUAGGGUUGGUGGACCUGGGUGUCUCUCUGGACACAUCCUCCAGUGGCCUGGACCUGCCCAUGAAGGUGGUGGACAUGUUCAGGUGCUGUUUGCCUGCGUGUGCCGUGAACUUCAAGUGGCAAGCUAAACCAGUUCUGGAAGAACCUGCAAGAGUCUCAGCAGCUCUGAUGGGAUGAGAGCUGGGUGCAGACUGUGCUCCCUUUGGUUAUGGACACAUAACUCCUGGGCCAGAGGCUAAAACCCCAGGGCCCCUGCUGUCCUUCCCGCAGCUUCUUGGAGUCUCAGGGCAAAGCCUUUCGAGCAGCGCCUCCCAGUGGCCAGAAGCUGAAAUGACGGCAGUGGUGUCACCUGGUGAAUGACCCGGGAAGCUGUGGUUGGCCCUGAUUUCUUCUUUGGAGUCUCUGAAAUGCUUCCUGUCUUCUGUUCUUCAUGCCCCAUGCCCCUGCUAGCGUAUUACUGUUCUGUGACUUCCCUGUGACCUCUGCAGUACUCCUCAUCCUGCAUUUGGUCUCCAGGUGUCACCUUUCUGCCAUGUUCCUAACACUUUCAUUCCUGUCUUGAAAAAAGCGCCUGCUGCACCAUAAGCCCUGGGAUGUGGCAGCUGCAGCGGGCUUGGCUUUGUGAGGAACCGAGUGUGUCCAGGGAUGUGGCAGCUGCAGCGGGCUUGGCUUUCUGAGGAACCGAGUGUGUCCACGUUGGGGGAACGUCAUCCUUGAUACACACGUUUUUAUUUGCAGAAAGAAAAUGCUAUUUUUGGA